Verticillium dahliae VdLs.17 is the source of this 5235-nucleotide messenger RNA. RefSeq lists its product as uncharacterized. Bases 1 to 5235 code for a protein of 1744 amino acids. Gene Ontology annotation, biological process: DNA repair; telomere maintenance. Gene Ontology annotation, molecular function: DNA helicase activity. The transcript is spliced from 5 exons. NCBI's taxonomy places the organism in Eukaryota, Fungi, Ascomycota, Sordariomycetes, Glomerellales, Plectosphaerellaceae. The record is from RefSeq and is a predicted model, not a curated record.
AUGGUCCGUCGAGAGAGAGACGAGGAAGAAGAGACGCAGGAUCUGGCCAGUGUCUUAGAAGCUCUCGACAAAGAGUUCACCGAGAAGGAGCGACUCUCUUAUGGACGCGAAUGGUGUGUGCCCGUGCCCGUCGACAGGAAGGUGAAGACGGUUCAGGCCUUUUACAAGGCGUUUCACGAGACGAGGACAUUGCCAAUUCUUAUCUGCAUGUUUUGCUAUCGCAAAUACAGCAGGGCAGAGCUGGAGGACGUUGAAUGGGGCUGUUGGGCGGCAGCAAAUGUUGCCGAAAAGCGCAAGGGGUCGUCCUUCGAGUGCGGCUGGUGCUUCCCGGUUGGGGAGAGCAUUCGCGGGUGUGCAGAUUGCGUGAGACGCCUAAGGCGUGGCGCUUUGUCGUCGGCCGCGCAGCUGCACGGGCGGUUGGGCUGCGAGCACAUGUUUCCUGACGAGCUCAAGGGUCUGACGCUGGUGGAGGAGAAGCUCAUCGCACUGAACGCGUGUUACGGCUUCAUUACCAAGUACAGCGUCGUGGAGGGCCAUCGGCAAAGUACAAGGUACCCCAGGCACAUCAAGGGACACAUCACCGUAUUCCCUAAUAAUGUGGAGGAGCUUGCCACGCGAGUGCUUCCACACCCGCUCCUCAGGGUCAUGGAUGAUAUUCAUGUGUCGUGGCAUGGGUCGACGAAACCGGCACCGAGCGACCUGUCAGCACUGCUGUCGGUGCGCCGCCGAGUUGUGGAAAAGGCGUUGCUGUGGCUGAAGACGCAUAAUCCUCUGUAUGCUGACAUCUCCAUCGACACAGCGGAGCUAGACAGCUGGGACACGCCCUCGCAUGGGGUGCUUUCCCAAGUCUACGAGCGUUUGGAACGGAACGAGCCCUCGGUAGGCGAGAAGACACGAACAGCGCAAGUUGUCCCGCCGACGGAGCGCGGACUUGAACGUGAAGAGAACGUGGAUAUCCGAGAAGUCCUGGAAAUGCUCAACGGCGGACGAGAUACAGAGGUCAGGGGCACGGACGGUGUGGAGGGUGAUGGCGAGAGAGAUGCUAACGGCGUAGCUGCCGCUCCGGUCCACGAGCUGCGGUAUGUCUGCGGCGCCCUCCGGCCGUACGAUAACGGUGGCGAAAAUCGGAGCGGACGGUGGGCAGGGUCAGUCGAGGUGCAGAGCAGAGGUGGCUCCGCUUCCGAGCCGUACAUCCUGGUGUCCCGUGGCGAAGAGUUUGCCGAUCCCUUCGAUGCACGAUACUUUGCAAAGGUCUUCCCGACGCUCUUUCCAGUUGGCAGCGGGGGACCCCGCCAGGCGGAGGAGAGUGCCGCAGACGCGGAUCUGGGUGCGGAUGAGGGCGUUGACGCAGAGGCCACGGCGAGGGCCCUCGUCUCGUCGCGGAACAUGACGCUGGAGACGUGGGCUAGAGUGGUGCUCCAGCGGCACGGCGGCCGGUUUGCCACGCAUCACGUCUUCUCGUUUCUCGUCUUCAACAUGGGAGUGAGGUCGAGAAAUCGCCGGGUCAGCCUGUUGAGUGUGACCAGGAAGAAUUUCCCAGAGGUGGAACGUAUCGUACGGUCGUUGAGCGUGGAGAGGCUGGAAGCCGCCAAGGUCGAGUUGGAGGCGACCGGCAAGACCGGCGACGAGGCCGUGUACCAGCUGUUGAAGUGCCUGUCGCUCUACGGGUUCCGCCAGCCGAUGUCGAGGGAGAGCCGGCUGAGCUCGCGGCGGAAGAUGAAGUCCUUGCUCAUCCGAGAAGGUACACCCGCGAUCUGGAUCACGCUGAACCCGAACGACAUUACCAACCCGGUGAAGCUCAGGCUCGCUGCAUACAGGACGCGAGAUCCGGAUGAGGCGGAGUCAUUCCUGUCGAGCCUCGACUUGGCAUAUAAGCGGACACGGCUCGCUAUCUCCGACCCCCUCAGCUCGGCAAUCUUCUUCCAUCGGGAGGUAUCCAUGUUCUUCGAGCACUACGUGAAGACGGGGGACGAGUCCGUAUUCGGGCGUGUCAGCAGGUACUUCGGCGCCGUAGAGACAAACGAGCGUGGCGCUCUCCACAUGCACGGGCUGCUCUGGCUGCAGGGAAACAUGCAUCUCGGCAGCGUCCUUGGGGAUGUUACGGGUGAGGACGCGACGGAGUACCGGGAGAGGGUCGUCCAGUACGUCGACAGCGUCUUCGACGAGGACCUCGACCAGGAGGCCUUCGCGGCGGUGCAGGCGGAGAGGUCUGUGACGUCAGACAUAUCGUCGCUGCUGCAAAAUAGUCAGCAAUUCUCGGCAGCAUUCGAUGAGGAGGCCAACUUUUGCGCCGGCGCCACCCAGAUCCACACCCACAGCCCUACGUGCGUGAAAUACUCCAUCAGGGGGCAAGGGAAGCGUCGGGACCCCUGCCGGUUCAAGGCGCCGUGGAAGGUGGUGGAGAGGACCGCGUUUACGGACGGCGGCGUUCUGCAGAUCCGGCGCAGUCACAGCAUGGUGAACCGAUGGAACAGGGCCAUGGCGGUCGGGCUGCGGCACAACCACGACAUCUCUUUCAUCGCGACGCAAUGCAAGACUAUGGCCAUUGUGUUCUACGUGACCAACUAUGCGACGAAGGUUGAGGAUCCGGUGUGGAAGAGGGUCGCGGCGGCGGCGGAGCUGUUCCCGACCCUGGACGAGUCGAUGGGCGAGGAGCAGGCAAACAGCGCGGAUCAGGGACAGAACAGGACGCGACGAUUCCUGAUGAGGGUCGCGAAUCGCAUCUUUACGGAUCGGGCGUUGUCGCAGGUGGAAGUAGUCGCGCAUCUCUUGGGCUACCCUACGGAGUUUGCGAGCAACCAGGGCUGGGCGUUUCUGAACGCGUCUUCGCUGUACUGGCAAAUCUUCCGGCGGUGGGACCACCUGCGACGCGAGAGCGGGUUGGAGGCGGCGGAUGAGGCGGUCGAAGAAACGGCAUUGCGGAGACCCGGCGAACAUGCUGUCGUCUGCUUCGAUGGGUAUCUUAGCGGAGACUUUAGCGAGGAGAGCGAGACGUAUUACAAGAGGGCGGCGGUUCAGCAUCUCGCCGUAUUCGUGCCGUGGCAGUCCUUCCUAUGCGAGACUGCGGGAGAUAUCAAUGCCCUCUGGGAGAGGCAGAGGCAGUGCCUGUCUCGGCGGAUGGCCUUCUUCGCGGACAACAUCCAACUCCUUCGUCGGUCGGCCGAAGACGCGAAACGCGAUGCCAAGCAAUGGGCCGCCCAGUCUGGGGAUGGCGAUCCAAGCUCUGAAGCGACGGGUGCUGGUCUGGUCGAUACUGAUGAGCGGGCGGCCUCGGAGUUCCGGUCAGAUGGCGUUGUUAUUGCGACACGGCUCAUCGUCGUUUUGAGGGCGACGAUGGGCGCUGAACAGAUCACGGUCGGCUCGCGGGAGAUCUUCACGAUGGUGCAACAGUUGAGCCGAUUCGAACAAUCGGUGCUCCGGCCGAUGGACGAGUUGACUGCGGCGGUAGCGAACGUGGCCGAUGAAGCGUUUGCGGCCGCGGACGUGCCGGCGCAGGCACAGAUAAGGUCCAUCAAGUCGCAGCAGAAGUGCGUCUCGAGGGAGAAAGAAAAGAUGAUUCAAGGGAUACAGAAUCGACCGGAUAACGCCACAUCCGGCCACGGUUCAGCAGUCGGUAGCGUGCAGGAGGCCUCAUCCGUUCAGGGCUCCCGGGCCUCAGUAAGUGUCCGCUUCGGGCCUUCGACGUCGUUCUCGGAGGCGGGGAGGAGGCUGGUCAGCCUGUUCACGCUCAACCGCAGGCAGAGCAUCGCCCUGCGACUGAUAUGCCGGCAACUCGACAGGAUACGAGACGACGAAAAUGGAACACCCCAACUCUGCCAAUUUGUCGGCGGCGAAGGGGGCACCGGAAAGUCGCGGGUCAUCGAUGCCAUCGCCGAGUUGUUCGCGAGCAAGGGAAUAUCGCACCGUCUGCUGGUAACCGCAACAUCUGGGACGGCUGCCGCGAAGAUCAACGGGAUCACCAUCCAUUCCGCGUGCGGGUUCUCCAAGGACGCGAAUGCCCGGGGAGCUCUGCGGUCGGACGUGGAUGGUUUCGCACCGGCCGCCCGGGCGGGCCUCCGCAUCGACGGGCAGGCCACGGCAGAGUGGCGGGAGAAAUGGGCCCUGAUUAUCGACGAGGUCAGCAUGUUGGGGGCGAGGACAUUGCAUGACGUAGACGAACGGCUCCGCCAGUUCCGGGGAUCCCGUCGUGACUUCGGCGGCAUCCCUAUUGUUCUCUUCAGCGGGGAUUUCCAUCAGUUCCGUCCGGUGCAAGAAAGAUCGAUCCUCCUCCCGAGCACGGUCAUCACGUGGGACGAAGAACGAUCGUUCACAGCCGAGCAGAGGUACCAGCACGACAGAGCCCACGCAUUGUCGAACAGGUUCACGACGGUGGUGAUGCUGAACGAGCAGGUCCGCGCAGCCGGCGAUCCAAAGCUGCAGCGGCUCUUGACGCGAGUGCGGGAAGGUGUGCAGGAUCAGUCGGACCUGGACUUGCUCAACAGCUCGUGCUAUCUCGAGGAUAGGCGCAUCCCGUGGGAGUCGGGUAUCACGGUGGUGACACCGCUCAACAGAAACCGGUGGAACCUGAACGUCGAGGCGGCCCUCUGUUUCCAAAAGCAGCGAAAGGAGCACCUGCGAAUCUUCAUAUCCGAGCACAGAUGGAAAGGCGGCAAGCCGACAGAGGAGGAGGCCGUUAUGAUGCUUGGCCAUGGCGAUGACAGCAGCAUACCGGUACCUGCCGUCUUCCUCUUUGUCCCUGGCAUGCCCAUCGUUGUGAACCAGAAUACCCACAUGGGUUUGAAGCUGGUUAAUGGAGCAAAUUACGCGGCCGUGGAUGUAAUCCUCGACCGGGCGCACCCGGGCUACCGCGUCGACGCCACAACGACCCUCCACUUUGGCCCGCCGGCGGGAAUCGUACUGGCGUCGGGAACGACAAACGACCUCCACUUCGUCGGCAUGCCGGCUGGCACCAUCCUGCUGACCCCGAUCAGUACCAAGAUAGAGUGCCAGAGGAAGCGGCCGUGGCAAAAGAACGACGUAAGCCGGCGAGGGCUGCCAUGCGCCGCGGCGUUCGCCUGCACCGACUACAAGGUCCAGAGCAAGACGUUGGACCAAGUCGCGCUCGAACUGCGGGGAACUAGGACGAUGAGGGUGGACAGUCGGGCCGUCCCGACGCAGUGUGACCCGUACAGCCUGUAUGUGCAGCUGUCUAGGUGCAAGUCGCUGGAUGGGAUCAUACUCCUCUCGAAGGUCUGA